Molecule: messenger RNA, 1121 nt
Organism: Williopsis jadinii
Lineage: Eukaryota; Fungi; Ascomycota; Saccharomycetes; Phaffomycetales; Wickerhamomycetaceae
Product: T2 family ribonuclease
Exons: 2
Coding region: 1-1101 (366 amino acids)
Biological process (GO): RNA catabolic process
Cellular component (GO): extracellular region
Molecular function (GO): ribonuclease T2 activity; RNA binding
Source: RefSeq, a predicted model, not a curated record
AUGGCAUUGUCCAGCUCAAUUGCUUGUCCAUUGAGCUUGCCGUUGUCCUGCUCUAAUACCACUACUGUUGAAGAUCUCUGUUGUUUUGAAUACCCUGGUGGUACUGUUCUUCAAACCCAGUUUUGGGACUACGAUCCAGCUACUGGUCCAAGUGACAAAUGGACUGUCCACGGAUUGUGGCCAGAUAACUGUGAUGGAACCUAUGAGCAGUACUGUGACAAAUCCAUGGAGGUGAGCAACGUCUCAGCCAUCAUUCAGGCCCACGAUUCGGCACUUUUGGCAGAGAUGCAAACCUACUGGAAGGAUUAUCAAGGUGACGACGAGAGCUUGUGGGAACACGAAUUCAACAAGCAUGGUACCUGCUACUCCACCUUGAAGCCAACAUGUGGUAACUUGGGGGAGAACAACGAGAACGUGUACCAGUACUUUAGAAUUGCCAUGAAUCUUUACAGCAAGCUUCCAACCUACGACUGGCUUGCAGAGGCUGGUAUUGUUCCAACCAACGACAAGACUUACACAAAGGAUGAGAUUAUCAGUGCCUUGAAGUCCAAGUCUGGAGCUGAACCAUAUAUUGGUUGUAACAGUGAUAACGCUAUUGAUGAGGUCUGGUACUUCUACCACCUUCAAGGAUCUCUCCUUGGUGAGGAUUUUGUCGCAAUUGACACCUUGACCUCUUCAAAGUCUUGUUCAUCCACCGGUAUCAAGUACGUCCCAAAGAGCUCUAACACUGUCACACCAGCUUCACCAUCAAGCACUGGCUAUGUCAAGCUUACAGGACAGAACGGUUGUCUGAUCAAAAAUGGAAAGUGGUACGUCAGUGGUACCUGUGCCACUUACACGUUGACUCAGCUGUCCACAGGCUCCUACACCUUGAAGAGCAAAGCUGGAUGGUGUACCAUUGAUUCAAAGACCCUACACUGUGGAUCCGACGUCUCCUCACCAUUCGAAUUCGAAUUCGAUAUCGAUUCUCAGAUCUUGGUCGCCAACGGUGGCACCCAAUUCAGCGCCGCCAAUGUCCCAACCGGUACAGAACAAGUCGAAGUCACUCAAGGCGAAGGUGCCGUCAACUUUGAGCUCCAGUGGAACUCUUGGGACUGCUAGUUUAAGUAUAUAACAUCAAC